Molecule: messenger RNA, 1602 nt
Organism: Xenopus laevis (African clawed frog)
Lineage: Eukaryota; Metazoa; Chordata; Amphibia; Anura; Pipidae
Gene: ilrun.S
Product: lipid regulator with UBA-like and NBR1-like domains S homeolog
Exons: 6
Coding region: 217-1056 (279 amino acids)
Biological process (GO): vesicle-mediated transport; macroautophagy
Cellular component (GO): phagophore assembly site; nucleus; cytoplasm
Molecular function (GO): ubiquitin binding
Source: RefSeq, a predicted model, not a curated record
GUGAUGGGAGGUCUCAUAGUCGGUUCAAGGCUUGUGUUAUAGAUUUUGAGGAAUAACUGGGAUUUAGAAGACUAUGAUUUUGUGACACAAACUGCUCAAGCUACCGUCCUGAGUCUAUGGAGUUGGAUUAACAGGUCGGGAAGUUGCAUUCGCAAUUCUUCACGUGGCCCACAAUUGCAGUGUUUAGGAAAGUCGAACAGUAGCCUAGUUGUUGACAUGGAGGGAAUGGACGUUGAUCUUGACCCAGAGCUCAUGCAGAAGUUCAGUUGUUUGGGGACCACUGAUAAGGAUGUUCUGAUCUCUGAAUUCCAGCGCCUUCUUGGUUUUCAGCUUAACCCAGCUGGCUGCGCAUUUUUUCUAGACAUGACUAACUGGAAUCUCCAAGCUGCAAUUGGAGCAUAUUAUGACUUUGAAAGCCCAAGUGUCACUGUCCCAUGCAUGUCGUUUGUAGAAGAUGUAACUAUUGGGGAGGGGGAGUCUGUGCCACCGGACACACAGUUUACCAAGACCUGGAGAAUCCAGAACACAGGAUCAGAGGCAUGGCCCCCUGGUGUGUGUCUGCGGUAUGUUGGGGGUGAUCAGUUUGGUCAUGUCAACAUGGUAUUAGUUCGAUCCUUAGAUGCACAGGAGAUGACUGAUGUCAGCGUGCCGAUGUGUAGUCCGAAUCAGGCCGGCAUGUACCAGGGCCAGUGGAGGAUGUGUACUGCUACUGGUCUAUAUUUUGGAGAUGUCAUUUGGGUGAUCCUGAGUGUGGAGGCUGGAGGUCUAUUGGGGGUUACUCAGCAGCUGUCUUCAUUUGAAACAGAAUUUAAUACUCAACCUCAUCGAAAUCUUGGAGGCAACUACAACCCCUUUGCUUCCCCAGAAAAAAGCCUGUCGCCUGAACAGGAGGACAUGGGUGGAUGGGGGCCUGAGGCAGAGCCCUCUGAAAAUGAGCAGAAUGGACUUUCUCAGACCUCUGUAAAUAUAUGUGCACCGGAUCACCCGGCCAACCGUUCAGUUGCAACAUAUAGAGAGUUUAGACUCUCAGCAGAAAGGAUCUCUCAGCAGCUCUGAUGAAGUGACAGUUUUAGGAGAGUGUGCAUGGGCCUUACCCAUUUGGAGAAUCUUAAGAAGAACUUUUAUCCCAUCCACAGUCCUUUUUUCAUCCCACAGAAACAGGAUGGUCUUUACCAUAAUAUACCUGCUGAAGGUGAUGUGAGGGAAAUAUAUAUAUUUUUGUUGGAUGCUCUUAAUAAAAGUGAACAUUCUUGUGAUGAUUAGGGUAGUAAAGUUUUCAACCAAAAGAGACUCUCCCCUGCAGCCUUAAUUUUGUUUCUCGGCUUCCUUCCCAUUUAAAUUUUUCCAUUUAGCUGUUAUAACUGGCAGAUUUUCAACUGUAGGAAACAAGAGCAACUCCCUAGACAAAAUUUACUGGUUACAUGUUUUCUUUGCUGUCACCUGCAAUUUGUAAAAUUCUGUAAUUUUUUUAUAUUUCCUUUAGAUUUAUUGACUGCUUCCGCAGGAUUUCAUUAAGUGACACUGUCACAUCUAAAUCAGUGUACUUGUCUAGAUGGUCCAUUAAACAAUGGACAAAUCUACUAUACUUUUUGUCCUGAUGAA